AUUUUAAAGUGUACAGUUCAGUGGCAUUAGGUACACUCAUAUUGUUGUGCAACCAUUAACACUAUUUAUUGCCAAAACUUUUUCUGUCUUCUCCAACUAAAACUCUGUGCCCAUUAAAUGGUAACUUCCUAUUCUCGCCUUCCUCCAGCUCCUGGUAAUUAACUUCUGAAUGUUAUUUUACAGCAAAAAGAAAUGUUGACUUUGAGCUUGAUUUACAACCAAGAAAAUGUAAUUAAAUGCACAAGGGGAAGGUGGGGAAUAGAUGUAAAUUCAGUACUGACUGUAUGUAUGUAGAAGACUCCAGGUGAGUGUGUGUGUGUGCCUUUAAAAGAUUUUCCUCCUCCCAGACCGCCCCCUCAUAGUUUACCACUGGUUUUGCAGUCUCCUGAUUUCCACAGUCCUUGGGCAAUCUCUCUGCAGCUUCAGGAGCUAGUUUGUUGCUGUGGAAGCCACACUCUGAGCUGAGGAGUGGAAAGGUAACGUUUGUUUUUAGUUUAAAAGAUCUGACCAAAAGACAGAUUGUUGCUCUUCUUCUGGAAAAGCCUGAUUGGUAGGAUUCCUCCAAAGACUCAGCCCCAAGUGCUUUAUACCAUCCCCUCACUAACUUCAAAACUGCAGCUUGGGGAGACGCACUGGAGAAAAAACUGCUGGGUUCCAUCAUUUCACACAGAUGGCCAAUUCUGGAGGUGGUGCUGUUUGCAAUGGAAAACUACCCAAUCACAAGAAACAGAGUGACAGCUCACAGAAUGGAAACUGUACAAAAAAUGGAAUAGUGAAAGAAGCCCAGCAAAAUGGGAAGCCACAUUUUUACAAGCCAAUUGUUGAAUCCUUUGAGGAAGCACCUCUUCACGUUAUGGUUUUCACUUACAUGGGAUAUGGAAUUGGAACCCUCUUUGGCUAUCUCAGAGACUUUUUGAGAAACUGGGGAAUAGAAAAAUGCAAUGCAGCUGUAGAGCGAGAAGAACAAAAAGAUUUUGUGCCGCUGUAUCAAAACUUUGAGAAUUUUUACACACGGAACCUUUACAUGAGAGUCAGGGACAACUGGAACCGACCCAUUUGCAGUGCCCCAGGACCCCUGUUCGACAUGAUGGAGAGGGUGUCGGAUGACUACAACUGGACAUUUAGGUUCACUGGAAGAAUCAUCAAAGAUGUCAUAAACAUGGGCUCCUAUAACUUCCUUGGUCUGGCAGCCAGGUACGAUGAAACUAUGAAGACAGUGAAGGAUGUUUUAGAGGUGUAUGGUGUAGGUGUGGCCAGUACCAGACAUGAAAUGGGAACCUUGAAUAAGCAUAAAGAGUUGGAGGACCUUGUGGCUAAGUUCCUGAAUGUAGAAGCCGCCAUGGUCUUUGGGAUGGGAUUUGCAACUAACUCAAUGAAUAUUCCUGCUCUAGUAGGAAAGGGAUGCCUCAUUUUAAGUGAUGAAUUAAACCAUGCAUCUCUCGUGCUUGGAGCCAGACUCUCAGGUGCAACCAUAAGGAUCUUCAAACACAACAACAUGCAAAGCCUAGAGAAGCUCCUGAGAGAUGCUGUAAUCUACGGCCAGCCUCGAACCCACAGAGCUUGGAAAAAGAUUCUCAUCCUGGUGGAGGGCGUCUACAGCAUGGAAGGUUCCAUUGUGCAUCUGCCCCAGAUCGUGGCUCUAAAGAAGAAAUACAAGGCUUACCUCUACAUAGAUGAAGCUCACAGCAUUGGGUCUGUGGGUCCAACUGGCCGAGGUGUAGUGGAAUUCUUUGGAAUGGACCCUGGAGAUGUCGACGUGCUUAUGGGCACAUUCACCAAAAGCUUUGGAGCCUCAGGAGGUUACAUAGCUGGAAGGAAGGACCUGGUGGAUUAUUUACGGGUUCACUCACAUAGUGCUGCUUAUGCUACAUCCAUGAGCCCCCCAAUAGCAGAGCAAGUCAUCAGAUCAAUGAAAUUCAUCAUGGGACUGGAUGGGACCACACAAGGGUUAAAGAGAGUACGGCAACUUGCAAAAAACACAAGAUACUUCAGACAGAGACUGCAUGAAAUGGGAUUCAUUAUCUAUGGCAAUGAGGAAUCUCCCGUUGUUCCCCUGCUCCUUUACCUACCUGCUAAAGUAGCGGCUUUUGGAAGGCAUCUACUAAACAGAAAAAUUGGGGUGGUGGUCGUAGGAUUUCCAGCUACUCCCCUAGCAGAAGCUAGGGCACGGUUCUGUGUUUCAGCAGCACAUACACGAGAGAUGUUAGACAAGGUAUUGGAAGCCCUGGAUGAGAUGGGUGACCUUCUGCAGCUGAAAUAUUCCCGGAACAGGAAGUCAGCACGUCCUGAACUGUACGACGAGACAAGCUUUGAACUCGACGAUUAAGUUUCCUGGAUCUGACUAGAACCUAAUUAAGACUUUGCUGGAAAGACUUUCUCCUUGCUUCAAAAGGAAUUUAAGUGGAUCCUCUCCCUUUCCAAGGAUAGUUUGGUUUCCAAACCAGUUUAAUUGAACCAAGGGAGACAUUGUUGUGUUCUUAAUGUCUCCCACUCAGGACUGCAGAGACAAAAAUAUGGUUUCAGAUUUUAAGUUUCUCCUCUCCCAAGUAUCCUGCUACAAGUACACACACACACUUCUUAGAAUGUUUUUAAUAGCAGAGUGAGCCUGUGUUUAAGCUGCUACUGUGCAACCUCUUUAGUCCAGACCCCUUCAGGAAUUCUAAUCGAAAGGGUUUUGGUUUUUAAUUCAGUAGAUCUCACUAUGUGUUUACUUACUCCAUCUGCAGAUGUGGGCAAGUGUGGUGGGCAGUAGCUGACCUUCUUGUUCACCGUGUGAAAGCACCAGCUAGAACUCUUUCGUAUCCCAGGAAGUUCAGGCAGGAAGGUAAAGAAAUGUUGCUUCUACCAUUUGCCACAUUUGGACUUUUUCCAAAGACAAGUGUCAAAAGCCAUAGUUGAUGUUUUGAGGGAUAAAGCAGAACUAGCCAGCAGGGCCCAGAGACAUCUUUGAAGGAAACUUCCUUUUUCCUCUCACUGGUCUCCUACAGUUUUACAGCUGAACUUUUGAGGUUCCAAAAAUUCAAGAUGUUUGUUUCUUAAGGAAGUGGGUAGAAAGCAAGCACAAGCUAAUGUUAGACCUAAACUAAAACCAUAAAGUUAGAAGAACUUGAACAGUUUUGGUGCCACACACAGUGAAUGUUUAGCAUGUAUAGUCUUCAUGACUUUAAGGAAUGCGUUGUCAUUUUCCUAGUGAAUUUUUAGUAAAAGGUGAGAUUCAAUGUUAUUUAGAGUUGACUCUCAAGAUUACACUUGAAAAAUUGGUUCAAAAGCAUCUAAAAGCAAAUUCUAUUCAACCUUUUAAAAACUGACACCCCCCCCUCCAUUUAGGCCAGUUAAUAUUAAAUUGUACUUUUGUGUGCCACAUGCACUUUAAUUUGGUAUAAAUUUGCACACUAUUGGCAACUAAAUGUAAUUUACUUUAGUGUCUUCUCUCUCCUCUCUCUCUCUCUCUCUCUCUCAACUCCUCCAGAAUAGUACCCCUUUGCUAAUUGGAUCUAGUUGGUAUGGAAAAAGCCAGUGGAAAACCUUAUCUUUAACAAGCUCCCAGAUGGUGCCCAGAUUUGGAAAUUCUAAAGAGCAGUGGUGACCUUUUAGCAAAGCUUCUGUAAUAGUUUGAAUGAGUCACAGAACAUUCCACUCCAUCAAAUGACACUAUAAACAAAUCACUUCAAGAGAGGUUUGACUUUUUGUGACACAGAUGGACCCAAGCUUUCAUGCUGUGCACUGAGAUAAAAAUUCAACCCAAAGCACCAGUGUUGGAUGGAGCAAUAUGCCCUGAUACUCAAAACUUAUUAAAGGAUAAAGGUGAUCUGUAUGGAAAGUUUUUAUGGGGAAAUUGUAAUCCCUACUAGGUACAACUGUUUAAAAAUGAAUCAUGAACAUUUUAAGUACUGUUAGCAGAAGAAGAAAGUUUCUCAUGAACAUUUUUAAGUAUUAUAAGGAUCCUCAUGAACAUUCUUUAAGCAUUAUUAGCUUAAAAGGAGAAAAAGUGGGUUCUAAGAUACAGUUGCCCCAUUCAAUGGCUGAUUUUGAUCAUUUAAAUUUCAGUUCUCCUUGGUGAACCAAAACAGCAUUACUUGUGCAAAGAAAAUAUGUUGUAUAAGUGUAUAAAGACAAGAAGGCAUGUAGGUCUUUUCUUUGGAUAAUGUGCAUUUAAAUGAAGUUGAUCCUAGUUAGUUUUCCAAAAUGCAUGAAUGUCAUCAGACCUGUAAAAGCAACAGAAGACAAAGAGGGCAGCAGAAGGUCUGGGCCUUCCCUAAGGCAUAGCAAGCAAUAAACAUUCUGAAUGUCUGUGAUCUUCACACCCACCCUUUGAGUUUUAAGCCUCUAGAGAGGGGUGUCUUUGUGAGCAGGAACAACUAUCAUUAUACCUUCAAGGAGGAUCUUGACUCUAACUCAUAAUAGGAAACUAAUUACUUAGCCACCUGGCAUGGGAGGCAAAGGGAGGUUAUUCUCUCUCCAUCAAGAUCCAAGAGUUCUGGGGCAAUUUAUUACUUUCUGUGUACAAGAUAAGGACCUAUCUCUGCCAGAGUCUAUGUUGAAUAUACACUUAUAAGAACAACUGUAAUCCAAGUGGAGUGCUUCCUGAGCACAUUAGGAGGGAUCCAGGUCCCAUUGGGCUGGUAACAUAUACACACUUAUACAUAACACACACUAAUAGAUAUUAUGUAAAAAGAGGUUGGUUAAGAGUAUGAUUGUGAAUACUAAGAAAUUGUCUUCUACUGCUAGGUUAAUAAGACCAUGACUUUAAUUCAAUAAGGAUUACUGAGGUUCCAUAACUAUAGCAGAACCAAAAAUAUCUUUUUGGUUGCUUCUUUUUGGAAAGAGAAUUUUCUUACAGAACUAGAAAGUUACUACCCACAAACUUCCCAUUUGCAAACACACACACACAUACACUCACUUUUCCUUUAUAGAGCAAGUAUGUAAAAGUAGAGAGAGAGGAAUCUGAUUUGUUGAUAGAUAGAAGGAAGGUAUUGUCCUAAAAAUGAUCUUCAGGGAAACAGAAGAUAAAGGAUCCAGAUUGAUAUUUUUAAGAAGUAUGUUUUGCAUAAUAAAAUGACAUGGACACAUUUCUAAUGUUAUCACGGAACUGCGGUAUCAUUGAUGUCUGUCUGGAUUGCCUUUCAGCAAGUUUUGGUCUAACAGAGACCACAGGCUUCAGAAUUUACUAGGAUAAAAUGCAGAUCCCUGGAUCCCACACCAGACUUCCACUGAAUCAAAGUAGCAGUAGUGCCCAGGAAUCUAUAUUUUCCUGAGUCUUCCCAGGGAAUUCUAAUCCAUAUCAUAAUUUGAAACGAUUAUUGGAGCUUUUGUUUUGAUAGACCAAUUGGCUCUAAUAGCAUAACAGAAACUGUUCUGAUUCUUUGUUUAUAGUUAAGGGUGUUUAUACUACUGAAGUAAAGUGAAUUACUCCAACUUUUUCUACUCACUUGGACAUUUUGUUCCCAUUUUUUAGGUAUCUUCUUUUCCUACAAAAAUAUGUAUCCAAUAUUGAAUAAUAACCACCAUUCAUAUGGACAACGUAUUCCUUCUCUCACUCUAUCAUUCACUACAAGAUGUUCCUUUUCCUUUCAUUGCCUUGUUUCAUUGAAUGUGGUGUCUUGUUCUUUUAUUUUCUUCUUACCCCUUUAAAAAUCUUCAACCUUUGAUUAUUUAUUUAUUACAACAAGAACUUGUAAAUAGGGUGAAAGUCUUAACAUUUUUUCAAACUUGCAAUGCUCCUCUGUAUUUUUCUUCGGAGAUAGCAAAUAUAAGUGGCCUACUCUAACCUAAAAGCUCUGAUGACAAAAACUUAAUUCUUAAAUAUAUUUUUUUUAUUUACAGCAAUUGUAACUAUUUUAUUUUGAACUUAUCUAGUGAUUUCUUGGCAAUUUUCAUUGGUCUCAGUAAUAACAACGUAUUUGAAAUCUGUUUUCUCAGAACACCCUUUGCAGCUGUGUAAUGUUUAGCAAGUGAAAAGGUCUAUAUUUUAAAGGUUUCUAAGCAAUUAUUGUGAGACAUUGCCUUACAGUGUUGUGGUGUGUGUGUGUGUGUUUCACUGAAACAUUUGAGGUGACCAAUUUCAUUUCAUUCUGCCUGUGAAAUAUUAGUUUAAUAAACAGAACACCAAAAUUCAUGAUCUAAAAGUAAUUAAUCAUUUUACCUUAAUUUAGUUUGGAUUAUUCUUUAAAAAAGACUGAGAUAGAGAUUUGCAUUUCAGAAUUUCAUUGAGGAAAACUGGCAAGAGUGGCUUGUGCUGGCUUGUAUUUUGUCA
This is a messenger RNA of Phyllostomus discolor (pale spear-nosed bat), 6253 nucleotides long. RefSeq names its product serine palmitoyltransferase long chain base subunit 3 (gene SPTLC3). The coding region runs from base 671 to 2326 and encodes 551 amino acids. The transcript has 12 exons. Lineage: Eukaryota; Metazoa; Chordata; Mammalia; Chiroptera; Phyllostomidae. Gene Ontology annotation, biological process: ceramide biosynthetic process; sphingosine biosynthetic process. Gene Ontology annotation, cellular component: serine palmitoyltransferase complex. Gene Ontology annotation, molecular function: serine C-palmitoyltransferase activity; pyridoxal phosphate binding. The record is from RefSeq and is a predicted model, not a curated record.